Molecule: messenger RNA, 936 nt
Organism: Thamnophis sirtalis
Lineage: Eukaryota; Metazoa; Chordata; Lepidosauria; Squamata; Natricidae
Source: RefSeq, a predicted model, not a curated record
CUCUCUCUUUCUCUCUCUCUCUCUCCAGCUGUGCUGCUUUCCUGCUUGCUUCCUACACAGAGGUGCCCAAGCCGGCUGGCUGAUUCCGGAUCUCCCCUUACCUUGUGGGAGUCUUCAAGCAUGCUUGCCAAAGAGAAGCUUUGACCUAGAACAUGGCUUGUUCCUGGCGGCCUCCAGUUUCCCUUGAAAAGGAAGUUUGAGACCUUCUCUAGCUCCAUUGCGGCCCCUUCGCGAGAACCAUGGAGGUGGUGGAUGUCCCCGUGGGAAAUCUCAUCGACUUUGACUCUGAGCCGUCUACCACGGACACCUCCGAGUCGGUCCCCACCGCUCCCUCCACCGCCAACGGCCACGCAGGGCUGGAUCUCCGCGAGGGGGCCCCCGUGGCCGAGGAGAGCGAUGCCACCGAGUCGGCCGACAGUGAGAACGACACAACCGGCUCGCCCAGCCACCCGAGCUGGAAUAACCACCGACGCUCUUCCUCGGAGUCCUACUCGUCCAACCACAGCACGGAGUCCACCCGGGGGGGAGUAGCAGCUGAAAACCGGGACUUCGUCAGCCAAUAUGUGGAGAAGAUCUUCACCGGUGGAGAGGAGUUUGACCAAGAGGAACAAGCCAGAUUCGGGGAGCUGUGCAGCGGCGAGAACGCCAAAGGCAGAGAAUGGUUCGCCAGAUACGUCAGCGCCCAGCGUUGCAAUUCCAAGUGUGUCUCCGAGCAGACUUUCUACCGCCUGGUGCAGUCCUUUGCCGUUGUGUUGUUCGAGGAGAAGUGGUGCCACAUGACGCAGGAGGAAAGGGACGAUAGCCUCCGUUUUAAUGAGAAUAUCACCUUUGGACAGUUGGGAACGUUCACUCAUAACAUGCUGGCUUUUGGGCUGAACAAGAAACUUUGCAACGAUUUCUUGAAGAAGCAGGCAGUGAUUGGCAACCUGGAUGAAG